GAUAUUUCGCGUAGGCGACGGCGUCGGUUUUGUGCGAGCAAACGAACAAGCUAGAGAGAGAGAGAGAGAGAGAGGGAGGGAGAGAGCGAGCGAGAGAGUUUGGCAUAAUUCGAUAAAGUCAUUGAGGCCACGCCGUGUGCCAUUACGAAGAGCGAAGUUACCGCGGGACAUUGAGACCGCGCCAUCAUCCCGAAGCGAGGUGAAGCGAAGCGCACGGCAAAAACUGAUUAGCUGAUAUGUUACACCUUCAGAGCAGGAGGAGCUGUUUAUCAAAAAGCUCCGGCAAUGCUGUGUGGCGUUCGAUUUCAUGGAUCCGAUGGCUGAUCUCAAAGGCAAGGAAAUUAAACGGAGUACGCUCAAUGAAUUGGUGGAAUACAUCACGGCGGGACGAGGUGUCCUCACCGAACCUGUUUACCCGGAAACCAUUAAAAUGGUUUCUGCAAAUUUAUUCCGUACGUUGCCACCUAGUGAAAACCCAGAUUUCGAUCCAGAAGAGGAUGAUCCGACCCUGGAGGCGAGCUGGCCUCAUCUCCAGCUGGUCUACGAAGUCUUCCUCCGUUUUCUCGAGUCUUCAGAUUUCCAGCCCGCUAUCGGCAAAAAAGUCAUCGAUCAAAAAUUCGUGUUACAGUUAUUGGAUCUAUUUGACUCGGAAGACCCGAGGGAAAGGGAUUUCCUGAAAACCGUUUUGCAUCGUAUUUAUGGCAAGUUCCUGGGUCUUAGAGCCUUCAUACGUAAACAAAUAAACAACAUUUUUCUGAGGUUCGUGUACGAAACGGAACAUUUCAACGGGGUCGGUGAACUUCUUGAAAUCUUGGGUAGCAUUAUUAAUGGAUUUGCUCUUCCUUUGAAAGUAGAGCACAAGCAAUUUUUGGUUAAGGUGCUGUUACCACUGCAUAAAGUGAAAUGUUUAUCGAUAUAUCACGCGCAGUUAGCUUAUUGUGUGGUGCAAUUUUUGGAAAAAGACGCGACUUUAACAGAACCAGUUGUACGAGGCCUCCUUAAAUUCUGGCCUAAAACGUGCAGCCAGAAGGAGGUGAUGUUCCUCGGCGAAAUCGAGGAAAUAUUGGACGUUAUAGAACCUGUCCAAUUUGUUAAAAUACAGGAACCUUUAUUCAGGCAAAUCGCACGUUGUGUAUCUUCACCACACUUUCAGGUUGCGGAGAGAGCGUUGUACUUUUGGAAUAACGAGUAUAUAAUGUCUCUAAUUGAGGAGAACAAUCAUAUAAUAAUGGGGAUCAUGUUCCCGGCAUUGUACAGAAUUAGCAAGGAGCACUGGAAUCAGACGAUCGUAGCUCUUGUUUAUAACGUUUUAAAAACAUUUAUGGAGAUGAACAGCAAGCUCUUCGAUGAACUUACUGCCAGCUAUAAGUCUGAAAGGCAAAAAGAGAAGAAGAGGGAAAAGGAGAGAGACGAAUUGUGGAAGAAACUGGCUGAAUUGGAGAUAGGGUCACGUAACACUCCGACAGGUAGCUCCAAUAAUGCAGUUCCUGCCACUAACACACCUACAACGCGUGCUCGUCCCUGAGCUGGUGGAAAUACAGUACCACGCUGCCCGAUUGUUAGCCCUUAGUUUACGUCGAUUGUCCAUGUACUACACGCAAAAAAUUAUUGUUGUUAGCGAAACAAAGUGUCUCACGAUGACAUUCUUAAUGACGUUAUUGUAACUCAUUUUAUUAGUUGUGACUGAAAUGGCGGAGUUAUUGGAAAGAGGAGAGUGAAAAAAGAAAAGACGAUGCAGAUAAUCACGGAAUUUUAUUCUUUGACAACAAUAACGACAACGCGACGAUAACAACAACAACAACAAUAACAACAAGAACAACAGCAACUACAACUGAAAAACAACGUGGCGAUCAGUGAAUUUCAAAUGAUUUUACACGUGUCGUAACAUCGGAUAUAUUUCACACUUUCGUUUUUCUUCCGUUUUUUUCUUUUCUUUCUCGGGACGGCGACGAUCGAUCGGUUGCAUGAUGUACUCAGUGUCAGCACAUAAUAACGACAAAUCUUUAGAGUCCCUUCUUGACUAAGAUCUCGCUGCGCUCUCAGUAGGUGGGGACAAUCGGUGGUGUAAAUUUCGAAACGGACGAAGUAUACACGUCGUUGUGAUCCUUAAUGUUCGUUCUCGUAGGACGCGACACUUCGCGCAUUCGUGAUGACGGCUAAGUGUGUGUGUGUCGCCUCCUGACUGACCCCUUCGUGCGAAUUCUUGCCCCCGACGGAGCCGGCGGGGGUGUUGUUUGAAAUGUAACAUAUAUUCGUACAUUAUACGAUAAACGAUAACUAUAUUAACAGGUACGUAAAGAAUUAGGUAAAUGAAAACAAAAAGUAUAUACAUAUAUAUAUAUAUAAAUACAUAUAUAAAUAUAAAAUAACGUAUAUGUAUAUAUACAUAAUAUAUGUAUAUACAUAUAUAAAUAUAUAUAUAUAUAUAUGCGACUAUAAAGAAAAGGAUAUAGUAAUAUUGACGAAAUACAACAAAGUCAGACACACACAGGCAUACACCAAACUGCGAUAAAAAAAGAAACGAAGAUAUACAGGUGUAAAACAUAUAGGCCGAUGUGCUAACUAACAUAGACUGUUGCUGGCUGCGUGUCCGCGGCGAGUUAGAACAAACUUUUUUCAAGAAGCCGAAAAAGCGCGGCAAGUGACAGCGGAACAUAAAUAGUUAACGAGUGAUAAGGUGUUUGCUUACGCGGACGAUGGAGAGAGAAAGAGGAGACGCGAUGAAAGAAUGAUAGAGAAAGAGAGAGAGAUAUAUAUGUUGUUUUUUAAAUAAAAGAAAGAAGUAAGGAAGGAGAACGUGGAGUAUACAAUAAAAAAAAAAGAAAGAGAAAGAAAGAAAGACAGAUUUGAUUGUACCAAAUCAUCCGUUGCUUAUAAAUAUAAUUGCGUAAAUAGUUACACACACAUACACACACAUACACACCCAGAGAGCACACAGAAACACACACACACACAACGCAGAUUAUAAUAAGGAAUCCAUUCGGAGCUGUGCUCCUAUACUGGCAACCGUAGGAACGUGGGGUUUUUAAAAUUUCUUACCAUUGCAUAAUAAUAAUUAAACGAUAAAAUAACGAUAAUGGUAACAAUAAAGGAUAAUUAAACAGAGAAAAUAAUAAUAAACGACAAUGAUAAACAAGUAAUGAUAGCUACGAGUAAAAUAAAAUAAAAGAAAAAUAGAUGAUUUAACGGAAUGGACAGCUUGCUCAUACUAUUUUCAUGGAGCUAAGAGUGAGAGUGAGAAAGAAAAAGAGAGGGGGAACACACGAUUGCCAUUGUUUUGAGAUUCGUUUUUCAAUUCUUUUUUUUUUAUGAUUUUUCUCAUCAAAUUUCUUGUCGAACGUUUCGAGAUUCGCACACGACGUGCUCGCUUGGCGUUACGCUCCGUUACCUCCACUACGUAAAGAACUCGUACGGAGACAGAGAGUGACAUAUACAUAUAUAAAUAUAAAUAUAUAUAUAUAUAUAUAUAAAAAUAUAUAAAUAUAAUUAUUGUAAAAUAAUGUAAUGUGACUUUGAAGACGUAGAGAGAAAAGGAGAGAGAAAGAGAGCGAGUCCGUGGAAAGAUUCUUUACGCGUAAAUAGAUACACAUUUAUUAAAAAAAAAAAAAAA
Messenger RNA from Dinoponera quadriceps, 3610 nucleotides. It is a transcript of the gene wdb, whose product is annotated as serine/threonine-protein phosphatase 2A 56 kDa regulatory subunit epsilon isoform. The transcript has 9 exons. Gene Ontology annotation, cellular component: nucleus; protein phosphatase type 2A complex; cytosol. The coding region runs from base 308 to 1525 and encodes 405 amino acids. Gene Ontology annotation, molecular function: protein phosphatase activator activity. NCBI's taxonomy places the organism in Eukaryota, Metazoa, Arthropoda, Insecta, Hymenoptera, Formicidae. The record is from RefSeq and is a predicted model, not a curated record. Gene Ontology annotation, biological process: protein dephosphorylation; signal transduction.